AUGGCCCUGUACAACCCCAUCCCUGUGCGUCAGAACUGCUUCACCGUCAACCGCUCGCUCUUCAUCUUCAGCGAGGACAACUUCGUGAGAAAAUAUGCCAAAAAGAUCACCGAGUGGCCAUAUCCUUUCCUUACCGCUGCACGAAUCCUGUCUACAGUGGGAUCAGACUUCGACUUGCGAACACUCAGAGCAGUGCGAGUGCUGAGGCCCCUCAAACUGGUGUCUGGCAUUCCCAGCUUGCAGGUGGUGCUUAAGUCCAUUAUGAAGGCCAUGAUCCCCCUGCUGCAGAUUGGCCUGCUGCUGUUCUUUGCUAUCCUCAUGUUCGCCAUCAUUGGCCUAGAGUUCUACAUGGGCAAAUUCCACACCACCUGCUUUGACAAUCACACAGGGGAGAUCCGAGAGGAAUUCCCAUGUGGGACAGAGGCUCCGUCACGGCUGUGUCCAGAGGGUACCACUUGUAGACAGUACUGGCUGGGACCCAACUACGGCAUCACUCAGUUUGACAACAUCCUGUUUGCCGUCCUCACCGUCUUCCAGUGUAUCACCAUGGAGGGUUGGACUGACCUGCUCUACUAUAGCAAUGAUGCCUCAGGGAGUGCGUGGAAUUGGAUGUACUUCAUCCCCCUCAUCAUCAUUGGCUCCUUCUUCAUGCUCAACCUGGUGCUGGGUGUACUGUCAGGUGAGUUUGCCAAAGAGCGAGAGCGUGUGGAGAACAGGAGUGAGUUCCUGAAGCUGCGCAGACAGCAGCAGAUUGAGAGGGAGCUUAACGGCUACCUGGAAUGGAUCUGCAAAGCAGAAGAAGUCAUAUUGGCAGACGAUGAAAAUGAGGGAGACUACGACGGGUCCCGUAGGAGAGCCACAAAGAAUCACAAAAACAAAGCAGAGCUUCUCAACCCUGAGGAGGGGGAGGGUGACAUGGCAGUGGGAUCACCGUUCGCCCGCGCCAGUCUGAAGAGUUCAAAGCUUGAAGGCUCCAAUUUCAACCGGAGGGAGCGAAGACUACGAUUCUUCAUACGACACAUUGUCAAAAGUCAGGCCUUUUACUGGACCGUGCUGUGUUUGGUGGGCCUCAACACACUGUGUGUGGCUGUGGUGCACUAUGACCAGCCUGAACCACUCUCCGAUUUCCUUUAUUUUGCUGAAUUCAUCUUCUUGGGGAUCUUCCUGUCGGAGAUGUUUAUAAAGAUGUAUGGCCUGGGCAGACAGGCCUAUCUCAACUCCUCUUUCAACUGCUUCGACUGCAUUGUGAUCUGUGGUAGUAUAUUUGAAGUGCUGUGGUCCAUCAUUCAGCCUGGCACAUCAUUUGGGAUCAGCGUGCUACGAGCUCUCAGGUUAUUGAGGAUCUUCAAAGUUACCAAGUACUGGGCAUCUUUGCGUAACCUGGUGGUCUCUCUGCUUAACUCCAUGAAGUCCAUCAUCAGCUUGCUUUUCCUGCUGUUCCUUUUCAUCGUCGUCUUCGCCCUGUUGGGCAUGCAGCUCUUUGGAGGACAGUUUAAUUUUGAAAAUGGCACUCCUCCAACCAACUUUGAUACCUUCCCUGCAGCAAUAAUGACCGUGUUCCAGAUCCUGACGGGUGAGGACUGGAACAUGGUGAUGUAUGAUGGCAUCAAGUCUCAGGGCGGAGUCAACAAAGGCAUGGCCUUCUCCGUCUUUUUCAUCGUCCUCACGCUUUUCGGCAACUACACUUUGCUCAAUGUGUUCUUGGCCAUCGCUGUGGACAAUCUGGCCAACGCACAGGAGCUCACCAAGGAUGAGCAGGAGGAAGAAGAGGCCGCCAGCCAGAAGAUAGCCCUCCAGAAGGCCAAGGAAGUGGCUGAAGUCAGCCCCCUGUCAGCUGCCAACCUCUCUAUCGCAGCCAAGGAGCAGCAGAAGAACCAUACCAAAGGGAGCACUAAGUCAGUGUGGGAGCAACGCACCAAGGAGCUGAGGAGACAGACCUUGGUGUCCAGCCGUGAGGCUCUCUACAACGAGCUGGACCCUGAUGACCGCUGGAAGGUCAACUACUCACGACACAUCCGUCCAGACAUGAAAACCCACCUGGAUCGCCCCCUAGUGGUCGAUCCCCAUGAGAACCGCAACAACAACACCAACAAGACCACUGUCAAUGACCCAGAUGCCUGCCUCAGCCAGCAGCACCUUUCCAAUGAACUUCACAAACAAACUCGCCUCCAUGAACAUGGAAGUGAAGUAGGAGGAGGAGGCGGAGGCCGGGCUCCAGGCAGGCGUCCCUUGGAAAGGGGUGAGUCGACAGAGAGCAGGCGGAGCCGCAAGAGCGAACACCACCACCACACCUCCCACACUCGUCUGGAUGCUACCGCGGUCCCAGGGCCAAUCGCAGAGGAGAGACCCCCAAGGCGGCACCACCACACCCGAAGCGGCAGUCGCAGCGCAGGGCAGUCGGAGCACAGGAAGCCCAGGACACAUCGAAGGACCGCGGGAGAGGAGGACGCCGGGGGAGGAUGCGGAGGUGGAGUGGGGAAGCACAAAAGCAAAGGGACGGAUGGAGGUGGAGAAGGAGGCGAACAGGAGGGAGGCAAUGAAGGCAGUGAGAGGAGGCCUAGGCGGAACCGCCACGGAAACCAGUCAGAGGGCGAGGGGAAGCGGCUGCGACAGCACCGCAGAAGGGAUGGCAGUGGCCCUAAUCUCUCCACCACCCGGCCUAUACAGAAGAGCUUUUCCCAUCAGGACAGCCAGUAUAGUGAAGACAUGGACAACCUAAUGAACACCAAACUGAUCUCCAGUUCUACUCCACCCAGUGAGGGCCGCCACAUCCCAGUCACCAGCCGUAACCCAGCCUCCAGGUUUGGGUCAGCCUUUCAUCUGGCCAACGCAAGCACUCAUGGAAGUUUGGUGGCGUUGGAUAACUAUGGCAACAUGGGACAUCCCCGUGCCAACAGCAUCGUCCAUCUACCCCACCCAGACUACACUGCUGUUGACAUUCCCGUUUUUCCAUCCACUAACGCAAUCUUGCAGGUUAAUAAGAAUGCCAACACAGAGCCCCUGCCCAAGAAAGAGGAUAAGGAUGAUGAUGACGAUGAGGAGGGGGGUGAAGGUGGACCCCGGCCAAUGCCUCCCUUUAGCUCCAUGUUCAUCUUGUCCACCACCAACCCGUUUCGGCGGGCAUGUCACUACGUAUGUACCCUCCGUUAUUUUGAGAUGUGCAUCCUGCUGGUGAUUGCCAUGAGCAGUAUUGCCCUGGCUGCUGAAGAUCCCGUCUGGCCUGAAUCCCCUCGGAACAACGUGCUGCGCUACUUUGAUUACGUUUUCACUGGAGUGUUUACAUUUGAGAUGCUUAUUAAGAUGGUGGAUUUAGGCUUGGUCUUGCACCAGGGCUCGUAUUUCCGGGAUUUGUGGAACAUCCUGGACUUUAUAGUGGUUAGUGGUGCUCUGGUGGCCUUUGCCUUUACGGGAAGUAGCAAGGGGAAAGAUAUCAGCACCAUCAAGUCUCUGAGGGUACUAAGGGUGUUACGGCCUCUGAAGACUAUCAAACGUCUUCCGAAGCUCAAGGCUGUGUUCGACUGCGUGGUCAACUCCCUGAAGAACGUGCUGAACAUCUUGAUCGUUUACAUGCUGUUCAUGUUCAUCUUCGCUGUGGUGGCUGUGCAGCUCUUUAAGGGACGCUUCUUUUUUUGCACUGAUGAAUCCAAAGAGUUUGAGCGCGACUGCAGGGGGGAGUACUUGGUUUAUGAACGUGACAACGAAGUAAAGGCGCAGAAGCGGGAGUGGAAGAAGUACGAUUUCCACUACGACAACGUGGCUUGGGCCCUGCUCACCCUCUUCACCGUGUCUACCGGAGAGGGGUGGCCGCAGGUGCUGAAACAUUCAGUGGAUGCGACUUACGAGAAUCAGGGCCCGAGCCCGGGGUACCGGAUGGAGAUGUCCAUCUUUUACGUGGUGUACUUCGUGGUCUUCCCCUUCUUCUUCGUCAAUAUCUUCGUGGCUCUUAUCAUCAUCACCUUCCAGGAACAGGGGGACAAGAUGAUGGAAGACUACAGCUUGGAGAAGAAUGAGAGAGCCUGUAUAGACUUUGCAAUCAAUGCCAAGCCCCUGACCCGUCACAUGCCCCAGAACAAGCAAAGUUUUCAGUAUCGCAUGUGGGAGUUUGUGGUGUCCCCGCCAUUUGAAUAUACAAUCAUGGCAAUGAUCGCGCUCAACACCAUUGUUUUAAUGAUGAAGUACGAUGGAGCAUCAGAUACAUAUGAAGAUGUACUGGCCAACCUCAACAUAGUGUUUACCUCCCUCUUCUCCAUGGAGUGUGUACUCAAAAUCAUCGCCUUCGGCGUGCUGAAUUAUUUCAAAGAUGCCUGGAACAUUUUUGACUGUGUGACAGUUCUGGGAAGCAUCACGGAUAUCCUGGUUACUGAGCUCGGCAAUAAUUUCAUCAACCUGAGUUUCCUGAGGCUCUUCCGGGCAGCUCGUCUCAUCAAGCUGCUGAGACAGGGGGAGACCAUCCGCAUAUUACUCUGGACCUUCGUGCAGUCCUUCAAGGCGUUGCCGUAUGUCUGUCUGCUCAUUGCCAUGCUGUUCUUUAUCUACGCCAUAAUCGGGAUGCAGCUGUUUGGAAACAUUGGGCUUGAAGAGGACGGAGACAGUGCCAUCAACCAGCACAACAACUUCAGGACCUUCUUACAGGCUCUCAUGCUACUAUUCAGGAGUGCGACAGGAGAGGCGUGGCAUGAGAUCAUGCUGUCGUGUCUGGGGGGUAAGGAGUGCGACCCCCUGUCAGGGAACACAGAGGCCGAGUGUGGGAGCCAGUUUGCCUACCUCUAUUUUGUCUCAUUCAUCUUCUUCUGCUCCUUCCUGAUGCUGAACCUGUUUGUGGCUGUCAUUAUGGACAACUUUGAGUACCUGACACGAGAUUCCUCUAUACUGGGUCCUCACCACCUGGAUGAAUACGUCAGGAUAUGGGCCGAGUAUGACCCGGCUGCCUGCGGGCGCAUUCAUUAUAAGGACAUGUACAGUUUAUUGCGAGUUAUCGACCCGCCCCUCGGCUUAGGCAAGAAAUGCCCCCAUAGGGUGGCCUGCAAGAGACUCCUCCGGAUGGACCUGCCUGUCGCUGAUGACAAUACAGUCCACUUCAACUCCACCCUCAUGGCCCUGAUCCGCACGGCGCUGGACAUCAAGAUCGCCAAGGCAGCCACAGACCUGACAGUGGGGAAAAUCUAUGCUGCCAUGAUGAUCAUGGAGUACUACCGGCAGAGCAAGAUCAAGCGCUCACAGGCGCUCCGCGAUGAGCAGCGCGUGGAGCCACCUUCCCCCACCCAGGACGGGGGUCCGGGACUCAACAACACCCUCCCUUUGCCCCAGACAACAGAACCCAUCAACAGCCUGCCAGUGGAGGGGGGGGUCCCGGAGAGCCAAUCAUGGGUGACAGCGCGGGCUCAGGAGAUGUCCCAGAAGGUUGGCAGCUGGAGCCCAGAGGGACACCCUGUGGACAGCCUGGGCAGCAUGACUAACUCACAGACGGUAGAGAUGAGAGAGAUGGGGCGGGACGGUUAUUCGGAUACCGAACACUUUCCACCAAUGGAAGGCCACGGGAGGGCCGCUUCCAUGCCUCGCCUCCCAGGCGAAAACCAAACCAUCACUGAUAGCAGUCCCAUGAAACGCUCUGCCUCGUCCCUUGGCCACAGCAGGUCUGGGCGGGGUCCCAGAGAAAGAGGAGGGCCAGAUGACUACACCAUGGAGAAUACCAUACCAGAGGAGGGCAGGGUUACCAGACAUGGCCACCGUCGGAAAGACAGGAGUCACCGGGCCUCCGAAAGGUCCCUAUGUCGCUACACCGAGGCUGACACAGGCCUGGGCACAGACCUGAGCACAACCACCCAGUCAGGUGACCUACCGUCCAAGGAGAAAGAGCGCGACAGGGACCGUGGUCGGUCUAAGGACCGCAAGCACCACCACCAUCACCACCACCACCACGGCUCUGUGGACAAGGAACGCUACAUCCCCGAGCGAGGGGUCGAGUAUGGACACAGGCACUCGAGAGAGAGAGACCACGAGCGCGACAGGGAGAGGGACCGGCGCUGGUCGCGAUCGCCCAGUGAGGGUCGCGAGUGCAUGACACAUCGACAGGGCAGUAGUUCGGUAAGCGGAAGUCCCGUCCCCUCCACCUCAGGGACCAGUACGCCACGCCGGGGUCGUCGCCAGUUGCCCCAGACCCCCGCCACUCCUCGGCCCCAUGUCACCUACUCACCUGUGGUCCGUAAGGCCAUGCCCACUCUACCUGGGGGUCCACAGGGUCGCCCCCCUGCUCCAGCCCCUCGCCACUUUUCCCCUGAACUUCCCCCAGGACAGGGGCCUCCCCCAAUCGGGCCCCCACCACCCCACCACGGCUCACCCCGUCAGGGCCGCCAUCCUCCACCUCGGUGGGGGGACACAGGAGGAGGAGGGGGCUCUGUGGAGGGUGACGGAUGCUUCUACAACCAGGACUACCAGGACUACGAGCUGCAUCACGAACCCCCAGCCUAUGAGCAGAGUGCUAUGCCAGGUGGUAACCCACACCCCCAUACCCUGGCAAACCACCCACUGCCGCCUCCUCCCCAGCCACAGCCACACAACCCUCAUCCGCUACCUCCCCCACAGCCACACCCUGCCAACAAUCCCCACCCCCAUCCCCCAACCCACCCUCACCCUGGCCGCACCUCACCCAGGACUGCUCCACAUGUGCCCCCUCCCACCACCUCCCUGACUGGGCCAGGACAGGGCCAAGGGCAGCCUCCUGCCCAGCGGCGCCUGCCUAAUGGUUACCGUGCCUCCUCGCCAUCCACACACCUCCAUGGACCCCCUCACACUGGGCCACAUAAGGUCCCCCCUCCAGGGCUUCACCCCAGGGGGCCCCGCAAGGGCCUUCAUGAACCCUACAGUGAGACCGAGGAUGAUGACUGGUGCUAG
This is a messenger RNA of Lampris incognitus (smalleye Pacific opah), 6891 nucleotides long. RefSeq names its product calcium channel, voltage-dependent, P/Q type, alpha 1A subunit, a (gene cacna1aa). Bases 1 to 6891 code for a protein of 2296 amino acids. The transcript has 44 exons. The record is from RefSeq and is a predicted model, not a curated record. Lineage: Eukaryota; Metazoa; Chordata; Actinopteri; Lampriformes; Lampridae. Gene Ontology annotation, cellular component: neuronal cell body; membrane; voltage-gated calcium channel complex. Gene Ontology annotation, biological process: chemical synaptic transmission; calcium ion import across plasma membrane. Gene Ontology annotation, molecular function: high voltage-gated calcium channel activity.